AUGGCGGCGUCCAGCACCGCGGAGCUUUCUCCGGAGGUAACGACGCCGUUAAAGAUCCCCAAAACCGAGGUGCCAUCCCCAGAGUCCGAGGAUCUGAGUGACAGUAACCAGUACCAGUCUAACCCCUCCACCCCGAACCGGUUCUCUCCUCUGAACGUGGGCUCGGGCUCCGCGGGCCGGACGGCGGCCUCUUCCUCCUCCAACAGCUUCACGGCGUGCCGGGGGAUGUCGUGGACACCGUCCGAGACGAACGCCCUCAUCGCGGUGUGGGGUAACGAGAGGCUGACGGAGGCGAGGAUGCAGCAGCUGGAGGUGGCGGGUACCGUCUUCUCCGGUAAGGCUCCCGGUCCGGCCAUGUACGAGAGGGUGUCCAGAGCCCUGUCCGAGCUGGGCUACGAGAGGACCCCGUCCCAGUGCAGGGAGAGGAUGAAGACCCUGCGGCGCUGCUACAGCCGGGUGAAGGAGCACGGCAUCGGGAAGAGGAAGAGCAGCUACACCAUCGAGCAGCUGGAGAAGGUGUUUGGUCAGGGAGGCUGGGACUCUCAGAGCUGUGCCCCCGUCCUGAUCAACAGCAGCGGUCUCUAUCAGGAGAUGGAGUCUGACGGCAGCACGCUGGAGGACUUCUCCCAGGAGGACUGGUGCAACCAGGUGUUGGACUCGGCCUUCCAGGAGGGAGACAUGGAGACUGAAGAAAUCCAGAUGCCUAAACAACGAGCUCUGCAGAUCCAAGCUGAGCAGUCAGAACAAACACAAAAAAGGGACAUGAUGCAGACCGUGAUGCGUAUCCUGGAGUCAGUCCAGCUGAAAUGGGAGCACUUCCAAACGUGGACCGAGUUCUCGCGGCUGCACCUCUCAAACAAACUGGCCAUCUUUGGCGUGGGCUACAACACACGCUGGCGUGAGGAUGUGCGGUACCACUACGCUGAGAUCAGCUCUCAGGUUCCCCUGGGGAAGAGACUGCGUGAGUAUUUCAAUCCUGAGAAACCUGAGGGCCGAAUCAUCAUGACUAAAGUCCAGAAGAUGAACUGGAAGAAUGUUUAUUACAAGUUUCUGGACAUCACCAUUAGCGAGGCGCGCUGCCUGGAGCUGCACAUGGAGGUGGACUGGAUCCUUGUGUCCCAGUCCAAAGCUGCAGGCUGCAGCAAAGGCUCCUACCACUACCUCCUCCCUGGGGACAUCCCCAAAACGUUUGGACUCUAUGCUAUCGGCUAUGAGGAGGACACCUCUCAGACCUCUCCUCAGAGCGAGAGUGGAGACGUCAGCUUACCUCAGUUUAAGUCAGAGAACGGCGUGCAGAGUCAGGGUGAUGGCGAAGGAUCAAGGAGAGUGGACAGGACUGGAGCUAAAGUCACGUACUGUUACCUGGGGAUAGCUGAGGACAGGACCAUUCAGCAGUGUAUAUUCCAGCACUUUCAGGGUUCAGGUAAAUACUACGUCCAUGGUGAGCCCUCAGCUGUGACCCGUUUCCUGCAGGAGAACUGCAGCUCCAGUCAGGAGGGUGAAGACUCGUGUCAGCGUUCCUCCAUUUACAUGAAGUUCAUCGAGGUGGAGGUGGACUUCCUCUCUGCAGGCUCACUGGUGGAGUGCCUGGAAACGGCUGUAGGUUAUUCCUUGAAAUAUAACAGCAAAGAGACGCUGUAGACUACGCUCAGUGUCUCUGAUUAAAUGUCACUGAAAUUAUAAUGAAGUCUUAGAGCCAGCGAGGCAACAUGGAGGAAGGAAAGUCCUCUCUGCUUCAUUGAAAUGCGGCAUAUUUUGCAGCUUUUUCAGCUGUUGACCUGAUUAACCAUUAGAUCUUUAAUGAGACUUGCGUGAAAGACUGUUUACAGUAAAUGUACUGUGCAGAAAUAUUGGAACAGUAGCGAAAGUAUAACAGAGCUUUGACCUCUAAAAAGUAAAUAUCAUUAUUUUCAGCUAAUGUGCACUACAAAGGAUUCGCUGCUUGUUUAGUGUAAGAUAAAUGUUGCCUCAUCAGGGAGAGUUAGGGUUGGAAAGGUGACUACUGCAGUAUGCGUCUGUCUACCUCAGUAGGAUGUAGCAAACAAGGCAGCGAGGGACCACGGAGCGUUUUAUUCUGAAACUGCCUUUUUUCUUUGACUGUUGAGGUGUGGACCUGAAUUCAUGUAUGUAGGAGUGAUGGCUGAUUUAUGCCUUAUGGAGCGCGGGUCAGUCUGCUGCAGCUAGAGAUGCCGCCAUGAAAACACAGGUUGAAAAAGUGAAGUUCUAGUGUUUCUGAUUAUUUCUUAUGUUUGUCCAUCUGCUUCAAUUCAGCUUACAAAAUAACACAACCAGCUUCUGCAAAUCUAUAACCAUUACACAGCUGUAUACAAUGCUUUAACAGGAGCUUGAAUCUCGUUUAGGACAUACAGAUACCGAAUGGUAAUCCUUAAAGACCCUGUAAAGUGAAAUCCAAAGGUUUUGUUGGAAUAUGGUUGCUGUAAACAUGUGAAAACCCUGAGAUCUUCAUGUGACUGAAUUCUGGAUUGAGACUGUUUUUUUUAUUUAGGAACAUUAUACAUUUUUAUAACCUUUUAAGAACAUCAACGAUGGAGAAAUGGAGGCCAUAUUUCAAAGAAUGUUGGCUCUCGUCAUUCACAUAAGGAGCCAGCUCUUAGAAUUGGAUCAUCCAAGAAUGGCAGCUCCCCCAUGACUUAACAUAAAGCUGUGGUUCACAAACUUUGUUUGUCAGGCCCCCUUUGGCAGAUAUUUUCAGGCCCCCCACCCCUUACCCCUCACUAUACAUAUCAACCUAUAAAAACAUGUAAAUGUACAAACACACCGCUAUUCCCAACUUUUGCAAAUUCUUUUUUUUUUUGUUUUGUUUUUUUUUUUUUGAGAAUUGAUUACAACAUAAAACUAAAACAUUUUAAGUUUUAAAAUUCUGACUCUCCGAAGAUGAACAGU
Messenger RNA from Cheilinus undulatus (humphead wrasse), 2904 nucleotides. It is a transcript of the gene msantd2, whose product is annotated as myb/SANT-like DNA-binding domain-containing protein 2. The record is from RefSeq and is a predicted model, not a curated record. The coding region runs from base 1 to 1641 and encodes 546 amino acids. The transcript has 4 exons. NCBI's taxonomy places the organism in Eukaryota, Metazoa, Chordata, Actinopteri, Labriformes, Labridae.